AUGCGAAUAGUUAUUACGAUAGCUACUUUGAGUAUCUCAGAAAAGCCGCGUGUGUUCCCGCUCGUGGAUGAUCAUGGAACCUCCGCUGUCAGCAGCAGCGCUGGCGAUCUGUCGCCGUCCAUCGCCAGCCGCACUGCGACGUCGCUCGCUGUUCGCAGCAGCGUCGCCGCGCGCGGCCCUGGCGGUCGCUCGUCGGUCAGUGGCAUGGUCGCGACUGUGUUUGGCGCCACGGGCUUUCUGGGGAGAUACGUGGUGCAGCAGCUAGCACGCUCUGGCUCGCAGGUGAUGGUGCCCUAUCGCUGUCUGGAGGACGAUCACAGGCACCUCAAGCUGUGUGGCGACCUGGGGCAGGUGGUGCCUGUUCCGUUUGACGUGAGGAGCGAUGAGAGCGUUGCUGCUGCUAUUGCCAAGUCGAAUGUUGUCAUCAACCUCAUCGGCCGUGACUUUGAGACGCGCAACUUCAGCUUUGAGGACAUCAACAUCUCAGCUCCUCAGCGCAUUGCCAGGGUCGCCAGGGAGCAUGGCGGCAUUGCAAGGAUGGUGCACCUCUCCUGCCUGGGCGCGGCUCCUCACGCGCCCUCCAAGCAGCACCAGACCAAGGCGCUGGGGGAGGCAGCAGUGCUGGCGGAGUUCCCACAGGCCACCAUCCUGAGGACGGGCCCUCUGGCCGGCACGGAGGAUCGCCUGCUCAACAGCUGGGCGCUCAUGGCCAAGAAGUUCCCGUUUGUCCCCGUUAUAGCAGGCGGCAAGACACUUAUUCAGCCAGUGUACGUUUUGGACGUGGCAACGGCAGUCAACGCCACCGUCACUGACGACGGCAGCAGCUGUGGGCAGACGUUCGAGCUGGGCGGGCCGGAAGUGCUUCAAAUCAGGGACCUGGUGAACCGUGUCUUGGAAACCAUUCGCCAGCACUCCUCCAUUCUCAGCGUCCCUCUUCCUGUCGCCCGGGCCCUCGCCACGCCACGGGAGUUCCUUCUCCACCGCGUGCCAACGCCCAUCCCCAGCCCCACCAUGUUCACGCUCGAUUACAUCAACUCGCUCUCCUUCCCGCACAUCGUCUCACCCAACGCGCUCACAUUCAAGGACCUUGGGAUCAUCCCCCAUCCCCUCACGGGUCUCACAAUCGACUACCUCUUCGCGUAUCGCAGCGGCGGGCCGCAGUACGGCCAGACUGUCGGGGAGAAGACUUCUCUGAACCACCCCCCCCCCCCCCCCCAAUUUUCCCCUGCCUCUCUCCCCCCCGCCGGAAAAAAAACAAGGCAUCGGCCUGGCAUUGGUGCGUGGGUUCCUGAGGGCGGGAGACAGAGUCGUGGUUGUGGUGCUGGUGGUGGUGUGGUGUGUCCUCAACUUGUUAUCUGCCUUUCCCCUGCCUUCCUCUCCCCUAUUCCUUCCCCUCCCCAUCCUCACCCUUCCUCCUCCCCCAAUCAAGGCAUCGGCCUGGCAUUGGUGCGUGAGUUCCUGAGGGCGGGAGACAGAGUCGUGGUGUGCUCACGAUCAGGCGAGAGGGUGGACGAUGUGGUUGCUCAACUGCAGAAGGAAUUUGGCAAGGAUAAUGUGGUGGGCAUUGCAUGCGAUGUCUCUAAAGGGGACGAUGUGAAGGCUCUGGCUGACUUUGCAGUCAAAUCCCUUGGCUCUGUGGAUGUGUGGAUCAACAACGCAGGCUCCAACGCGUACGAGUACGCACCCCUGGUGGAGGCGGGGGAUGCAGCUAUCGAGGAGAUAGUGCGAACCAACGUGCUGGGCGUCAUGCUGUGCUGCCGCCAGGCCAUGCGGCUGAUGAGGGAUCAACCCGGUGGGGGCCACAUUUUCAACAUGGAUGGUGCUGGGGCUGACGGCAAUGCUACUCCGCGCUUCGCAGCGUACGGAGCAACCAAGCGCAGCCUCGCGCAGUUCACCAAGUCAUUGCAAGCGGAGCUCAAGAUGCUCAAGCUCCCCAAUGUCGUCGUGCACAACCUCUCGCCCGGCAUGGUGACCACAGACCUGCUCAUGUCAGGCGCCAACACUCCGCAGGCCAAGUUUUUCAUCAACGCCCUGGCAGAGCCAGCAGAGGAGGUCGCGCAAUUUCUCGUGCCACGAGUGAGAGAGGUGCCUGCUAGCAGAUCCAACACCUCUACCUACAUAAAGUUCCUCACCAAGCCAAAAGCCUUCUCGCAAAUAUUCCAGCGUGCCCUCUUCGGCCAAAGGAAGAAUCGUUACGUGAAAGAAGACUGA
This is a messenger RNA of Closterium sp. Naga37s-1, 2211 nucleotides long. The record is from the annotation of a GenBank genome assembly. Lineage: Eukaryota; Viridiplantae; Streptophyta; Zygnematophyceae; Desmidiales; Closteriaceae.